Molecule: messenger RNA, 450 nt
Organism: Closterium sp. Naga37s-1
Lineage: Eukaryota; Viridiplantae; Streptophyta; Zygnematophyceae; Desmidiales; Closteriaceae
Source: the annotation of a GenBank genome assembly
AUGGAUCGGCCGUACCAGGGCGGCAGCGCGGCGGCAUCGUGCGUGGAGGAGGGCGGCAGGAAAGGCGAGACCUUGGACGACGCGGCCGCGGAGGAACUCGCGGCGAAGCUUCGUCUGAAGUUCCGGACGGGCGAGACUCGGAACUUGGCGUGGCGCGAGCAGCAGCUGCGCAACCUGGUGCGCAUGGCGGAGGAGCACGAGGAGGACAUCAUGACCGCGCUCAAGACCGAUCUGGGGCGCGGCCGCAUGGAAGCCCUCAUUGAGGUGUGGCACUGGGUGUGGGGCGUUGAUACAGAGAGAGUGCGAGGGUGCGGGUGGGAUGCGCAUGUGGUGCGCAUGACGGAGGAGCACGAGGACGACAUCAUGACCGCGCCAUGGGGCGCGGCCGCAUGGAGGCGCUUAUCGAGCGGUGUGCCGAUGGCAUCGAGAGGGCGAACAACGAAAGGCUGA